AUGAAACCCAAUUACUGUUUUGUUUUUUGUGCAGGUCAAAAAAAGAUGUUUUGUUAUUUCAACUCGGAAUCUCAGUAUAGAAAUGGUAUUGGAACUUUCGUCCCUGAGGACAUUGACGCUAGUCUCUGUACCCAUAUAGUCUAUGCCUUCGCCAAUGUUUCUGGGUUGGAAUUAACCAACACCAACUGGAACGAUCAGAUUCCUGGAGGACUGUAUGAAAGAACCGUAGCUUUAAAACGAAUCAACCCCGACUUAAAGAUUCUACUGGCUGUCGGUGGCUGGGAAAUUGGUUCCGAUCCGUUUAGAGAAUUGGCAUCAACUUGGCAGACACGAAAUCAGUUCGCCAAGAAUGUCAUCAAAUAUCUGAGAAAAUAUGGAUUUGAUGGUCUAGACAUGGAUUGGGAAUUCCCGGCCGCACGUGGCAGUCCCCCAGGGGAUAAACGGAAAUUUACCGACUUAAUGAGGCAACUUCAGUCGGAAUUUACGAAGGAAGCGGCCGAGACAGGGAAUGAUAAAUUGUUGUUAACCCUUGCGGCUGCGUCUGGUACGUUUUAUAUCAACUUGUCGUACGAGCCCAGACAACUUAUACCGACGUUGGACUAUAUGUUGUUGAUGUCGUAUAAUUACCAUGGUAACUGGGAAAACACUACCGGUCAUCAUACUGGACUUUGGCCGAACAACAUUGACCAAACAAGGAAGGAACGAGAAUUAAAUAUUAAUUGGUCUGUAGACUACUGGUUGAAUCAAGGAAUACCGAAAGAGAAACUGAUCAUGGGAUUGAGUGCUUACGGAAUGAGUUAUACUCUCAACUUCACCAACCAGAAUCAAGUGGGGGCUCCUGCUCAAUCUGGUGGUCGACCAGGAGCUUACACAGAUGAGGCUGGCAUCCUUUCAUAUUUUGAGGCGAAUUCUUAUAAAGGCUGGAAUCGGAGAUAUAUUCCAGAACAGGACUCUCCGUACGCUUUCCGAGGUGAUCAGUGGGUAGGAUAUGACGACAAGGCAAGCUUAGAAAUAAAGGCUAACUAUGCUAGGGAUCGUGAUUUGGGUGGUGCUAUGUUAUGGUCAGUAGAGACAGAUGAUUUUACUGGAAGUUGUGGUGAUGGUCGUUACCCAUUGUUAAAAACUGUCAACAAUAUAAUCAGAAACAAACAGACAGGUGAGAAGAGUUCAAAUUGUUAA
Molecule: messenger RNA, 1179 nt
Organism: Lottia gigantea (owl limpet)
Lineage: Eukaryota; Metazoa; Mollusca; Gastropoda; Lottiidae
Exons: 8
Coding region: 1-1179 (392 amino acids)
Biological process (GO): chitin catabolic process; carbohydrate metabolic process
Cellular component (GO): extracellular region
Molecular function (GO): chitinase activity; chitin binding
Source: RefSeq, a predicted model, not a curated record